Molecule: messenger RNA, 466 nt
Organism: Lolium perenne
Lineage: Eukaryota; Viridiplantae; Streptophyta; Magnoliopsida; Poales; Poaceae
Source: RefSeq, a predicted model, not a curated record
UUGGUAUUUUACAGCAAAUCGAAAUGGAUCUGUCUCUGAAGGUCUGUAUGGUCGUCAUCCUGCUUCUCGUGGCGUCAGACGACAAGGGGCCAGUACAGGUAGCUUUGGCCAAGCAGUGCCUGACGCAGAGCCACAAGUUCCAGGGGCCGUGCGUGCGCGACUCCUACUGCGGAAACGUCUGCGUGACCGAGCCAGGGCGCCCAGGGGCUUUCAUCGGAGGCAAGUGCGUUCGCGUUCACGAUCACGGCUGCUUCUGCAUCAAGAAGUGCUAGAUGCCCUCUGAUUUCCUCAUACGUGCACGCUUCCAUGUAUCUUGGUAGUUGGUAGUCUCGUAUCUUGUGUUUCUUCGGACGCCAACAUAUGGUACCAUCUGUGCCCCAAGAAAUACAAUUCUAGCAGUAGAUCUUUGGCUGAAAUUGGGGGCAAUGCCUUUGCGUAUCUCUUUCUCUCAAGAUUGGCGUGAAAA